Prorocentrum cordatum is the source of this 667-nucleotide messenger RNA. The record is from the annotation of a GenBank genome assembly. NCBI's taxonomy places the organism in Eukaryota, Dinophyceae, Prorocentrales, Prorocentraceae.
CGGGGCCCCGCGGGCGACCCGCGGCGCGCGCCGGCUGCUUGGGCGGCCCGGCGCCAGUGUCGCCGCUCGGCGUGCUGGCAGGCGUGAGCUGGUGCUCGGCGCGGGCGCGGGCCUGGCCGGCGACGGGGCCAGCUGGGGGCUCAGCAUGGUUCGGGUGUGGCCAGGAGUGUCCUGGCCCCCGCAGCCUGCAGAGCAGCCCUAACGAGCAGAGGGGGCGGGGCGCCCCCGCGGCGCGCCCAGCGCCUCUCUGCGAGGUGCCGCUGCACCGGCUGCGGCCUGCGCCCGGGCAGCUUGGUGGGCGCUUCGCGAGCGUCAGCGCGUCGGUUUCUGGCGCAGAGGUGGAGCUGAUGCUGGACUCGGGCCUCAGUGAGGCGAUGGUCACGCCGGCGCUCGCCAAGAGGCUCCAGCUACGCUCGCGGGGCGCCGCCGCUGGCCAGGCCGCCGGGGGCACCGCCACCGUGCCGCUGGUGGACCUGCCCAGCCCAGCGCUGGCAUGCGGCGCCAGACUGCCUCCGCUGGAGGCGGCGGUGGCGUCUUUCCCGCAGGAAUCCGCGGACAGAGAGCUGCCCCUCAGCGGCAUGCUCGGCUACCAGGCGCUCCAGGGGUACGACGCGGACCUGGACUUCCCGCAGGGCACGCUCCGGCUGUGGGCCCCGGGCGACGGCGC